UUGUGGCCAACGAACGAAAGCGUACCAGCCAGGCUUCCGUCCUCAUUCUCCAGCCGGGGAUCGCACUCUUGCUUCCCUGCUUUGACAUAGCGUCACUUGUGAAACAGAAGAGGAGGAAGGAAGAAAAGACGCACUCGGGCCAAACCCCAUCCGCACCAGCAGGAGAAGAUGUCCGAGCCCAAUAAGUACCGAGAGUGGAUCCUGGAAACAAUCGACUCUCUCCGCUCGAGGAAAGCCCGUCCCGAUCUGGAGAGGAUUUGUCGAAUGGUCCGAAGACGACACGGGUCAGACCCGGACCGAACCAGGACAGAACUGGAGAAACUGAUCCAAGAGCAGACCGUGCUCAAAGUUAGCUACAAGGGCUCCAUAUCGUACCGGAAUGCGGCGAAGGUGCAGAGGAAAAGCCGAAAGAAGAGUGAGUUUACGGCCGCUGGCAGCAGCAGCAGCGGCGCGGAGGCAGCGAGGGAGCGGACCAAACACCACCAUCCGAACAACAACAGUGCGCACAGCUUCACCGACCAGGAGGAGGAAGAGGAGGACUCUGAGCCCAGCCCAGGUCCCCACACUCAAACAUCAGCCACCGACAAGAAGCCCAAGCCUGCCUCCAGCCCGAGUAGCGGAAACGGGUUCCAGAGCUGUGGCGCAACAUCGGGCUGCGCGGUCGGGAGCGGCAGUGAAGAGGAGAAAGCAAGUGCACCUAGAGACGAGGGAUUAGGACAGCAGGGAGUGGGGGACUGUAACAUAACACACGCACACGACGACGGCGGUGGCGAUGCCAGCGGGAUAACGCCGAGCAAAGCCGAUGCAGUUCAGGGAGAAAAGGAGCGGUGUUUGUCCCGAGAUGACACCCAGAACAAAACUUCCUCCGGGAGCGUCGGCGACCACCCGCAGCAACAGAGAGAGACUGCGCCCCUCAAGCCCAAACUUCGAGUCGGAGGAGGAGGAGGGGGCACCAAAACAGCGGGGAACCACGCCAACUCCGACCUGGGCGACAGACUGGUGGCUUCUGUUCGCCGCCUGUCCGAAAAGAGCAUCCGAGAGGGCUCUACCAGCGCCACCAGAGGCCACAUGCAGCCGCUCGGGCUGAAGGAGAUCCUGGGCUACCUGAGCAGCCAAGAGCGGCUGUCGGAGGAGAAGCUGACCCGAGGCAAAGUCAAAGUGGUCAUGGAGAGAGAGGUGGCGAGGGGCCGGCUACGCAGGACCCGCUGCGGGAACAUCACUCUGCCGCUGAGGGGGGUGGUGACGGAGGAGCCGAGGACCGCGGACAGACUUGUGAAGAGCGCACUGCAGGACACGGUGACAAAGCCGCCGUCCCCCUCUCCCAGGGAGAAUGAGGCGAUGGAAACAGCCAGUGAAGAAGAGGAACGGGAAGAGGAGGAGGAUCCCCGGAGCUCAGACGAGGAGGAAGGUCUAUCCCCUGUAGCCAUGACAACCGAUCCGGAGCUCAUUGAGAAAACCUCAGAAGAUGCUCCAGAGAUCCAGGCGGCAUCAAAGCAGGACAGCUCCCAGCAGCAGCACGGGGGUAAAGGGAUGGGUGGGAUUGAUUCCCUCACCAGGACGGAGCUUCCACCUGUUCAAGGAGCUUCACUGUGCUCAUGUAACAGCGCACACUUAGAGGAGAGAGCUGUCCGUCCUGAUCAGCUACAGAAGGAGGCACAUGAUGACACAACCAACCACACCUCCUCAGGCUUUAACAGCCUGGAGUGUAAGACAGAGGUUGGCAUGUCGUCCUGCCUGCUCACACCCACUGCCUCCCCGAGAGACUCCGGCGUGUGUGAGGAGCGAGGGAUGAACGGAGGACUUGGCGGUGGAGGAGGGUUUAUAAAGUCCGAGGGGACCAUUGGGAGCCCGAUGGACUGGACAGUGUCUGAUGUGGUCAGUUAUUUCACAGAAGCAGGUUUCCCGGAGCAGGCGGCUGCAUUCGGGACCCAGGAAAUCGAUGGCAAGUCUCUACUCCUGAUGCAGCGUAACGAUGUUUUGACCGGCCUGUCGAUCAGACUCGGCCCCGCCCUCAAGAUCUACGAGCGCCAUGUAAAGGUUCUGCAGAAAACACACUUUGAUGAGGAGGACUGUUAACAACAGAAAUACACACAGACUGUUGUGUCUGUUGUAUCUACAUAUAGCUCAAGUUAUCAAAUACUAUACAACUAUAUGCAUGAUAUACAAUACACUUCAAUGUUCAUCUCAUGUGCAACAGCAUACACACACACACACACACACACACACACACACACACACACACACACACACACACACACACACACACACACUGUGAAUGCUCUGUCCCAGAAACAACACACACAAGUAGAGCUGGAAAGGAGCCAAAAGGAGCACAAAUGUUGGAGUGAGUAAGAAGACUUAAAAUGUAAGAUGCAGAGGAUGCAAAAAAUAAUGCAAUAUCCCCAAUAUCAAGCACUUUGAAAUGUAUCGACCAAACUGUGCAAAAUGUUUUUAUUGUGUUUAUAUAUUAGUUUGUUCUGACCUUUAUGCACAUUUUGAAAGAGGUCGGGUCUGUGUGGAAGUUAUAAAAAAAAACGUUGGCUUUUUGAGGCACUGAUGCAAGGGUUACUUGCUUGUAGGUGUGUGUUUUGUACACAUACUGUGAGUGUGUGUAGAGGCAUGGAAUAGUAGGUUGGAUUGAGCAGAAACAUUCCCUGAAACUUAGAUGGUUGGCACGCUGACCCGUCAGUCGUCCUAUAAGGAUAAAAUCCCGUGCAGGGUCGAUGACCUUGUACAAGGUCCUUGGACAAAGCAAUAAACUCUUAAUUCCCCCCUAGAUGUUCGAGAGGUUGUUGGAUCUUGUCAGCAGAUCGGCAGUUAGUUGAUUUUGUCUAUCUUAAUAUUUCAGAUACAAAACUCUUUGACAUAAUGUUUUUAAGCAGAGCUCGCAUUAUCUGUUCUGACCUAUGCAUCAGCACAUUGGGGGCCAGUUUCACAGACAGAUUGUGGCUUAGAUCAAACCAGUCAGACUCGGAGACGUCAAAAUGAAUCCGCCGCACAAAGCUUUUCCGUUAGUGACUGUCUGGCGGCCCGUCCACACGGCGGUGUGCGUUGAAGCUUCAACGCUUCUGCCCAUUCACUUUGAAUGGGGUGACGUCACGCUCUGCCGAACUGCAUUGUGGUUCCGUCGCUUCGCUUUGCUCGCGUUGCUCGCUUCAAAAGUUGAGCAAUGUUCAACUUUUGAAGCUUCGACUGAAGCGUCAGCCAAUCAAAUCAUAUGCCAGUACAAGAUCUAGCCAAUCAAACCACGUGCUUGUGUGUCCGGGGCGGGAGAUUCAUGUGAUUGGUUGUUGGUCGAGUUUCAGACACGCCCAGUCGCCCACCGGCAAUCUUCAACGCACGCCGCCGUGUGGACGCUGCGUUAAGAAAGGACUUUUUUGCAAUAGAAUAGCCAAUAUAAGAGUUUCUCCAAUAAACAUGUUUGCCCCCUGGAAGGAUUAAAUGAUCAAAACAACACUUUUUCUUGGAAAAUUCAGCAAUAAUAACAAUUCACAAAACCUAUCUACUGUAAAAAAAAUUAAAACAUCAUCAUCAAAUCAAAUCAAGUUUUAUUUAUAUAGCACAUUUUUAAAACGAUUUUUGGUCGAGCCAAAGUGCUGUACAUAUAAUAAUUACCUUACAGUAAGGACACUUUACAGCAAAUAUAACAGCACAGUUUGUACAGAAUAUCAGUAUGAGAAAACGACAUAUGCAUGCAUUCUUAUUACUCUACUCUUAUUCUAAUCAUGAAUCGAGAGCCAUGUUUACCCUUUAUAUAGUUGUAGGGUGCCACUGGUCACCAUUGUAACCAGGUGAUUGUAGUCAUAGAAACAUGGCUCUUAGUUCAGAGUUAGCGUUGGGGUACGGCAGCUUAAUUUUAGGUCCCCAAAAAAAUGUAACUUGCAUUAGACUCACCUUAGUAGGAUAUUAAGACCGGACUAACACUACACACAAGUCUUUAUAUCGUUGUGAAACUGGCCUCAGAAAUGUUGAUCAGACACGCCGGCUCACUGAACUGAAAUCAGCAGAACAAUCGGAUCUCACUUAGAGUGUAAAUAUAUAAAAAAUGAUGUCCAUCCAAUACAUCAGCCUCCAUUUGUAAGUAACUGAGAAACAAUUAUCUAACUGAAAGAUGUUAUGGCAGGGUGAAGCUGAGUCAAUCAAUAAUCUCAUAACACCAGCAUUUUUCAACUAUUACCGGUCAAACCUUAGAAAACCAAUGCUGCCAAAUGAUCACACGUCUCAUUCCCAUCGUCACUGUAACGACAAAUAUUCCAGGUUUGGUAUCUCUGUGCAUGAAUUAUAAAAUUAUGUUUAUCUUUUCUCAUAUUUGUGUGUUUAUCUUCUGUUUUGUUAGCAUAAUGCUGUCAUGUUCUGAAUGUUUUCAGUCCACUCUCAACACACCAAUAGUUCUUAAAACCUCCUCUACCUCUUUCCCUUUCACUUACUUUGCAUAUCCAGAAACACGUUACAGUAGGCCUGUCACAAUUCUGUUCUUAAGAAUUUUCAGAAUGUGAAAGAAAUAUUAAAAUAUCACAAAAAAAGACCACACAUCCAAAACACAAGAUAGAUUAGAUGUUGGUCUCUGUUAACAAAAAUGUGUAUAAUGGUAGUGAAAAGCCUGCUGUUUAUUUUGACAUCAUGUUGGCUAAAGUGUCGGUGACAUUGUUAUGUAAACAAAAAUGCAUGGAAAACAACAUGCAUAUAACAACAGGUAGUACUGAGAUCAGCAAAAAUGUUUGAGUUCACGUACUUUAGUCUAAAUUUCAAGUUAUUCCACUUAUUUUAACAUGUAUGUUACUAUGUUUGUUGCCACUGUUAUCAAUCAAAUCAAUUCAUUGUCAAUAGUUGAACCUGUCGUAGAGGACAGCUGUGUCUGAGUCCAGAUUCUCAUGAGGGAAAUGUACAGUGUGUCUCAAGUUAUUUGUUAAAAUACUUUUUUUGUAAUAAAAGUUUUAAUUAAAACACCAAA
Messenger RNA from Trematomus bernacchii (emerald rockcod), 4951 nucleotides. It is a transcript of the gene samd1b, whose product is annotated as sterile alpha motif domain containing 1b. The record is from RefSeq and is a predicted model, not a curated record. The coding region runs from base 169 to 2076 and encodes 635 amino acids. The transcript has 7 exons. Lineage: Eukaryota; Metazoa; Chordata; Actinopteri; Perciformes; Nototheniidae. Gene Ontology annotation, molecular function: protein binding; DNA binding.